AAUGGCAGACAACAGGCAUAGCUCGCGGCCGAGGCGGCAGCUGCAUCUCUUAAUAGCCAUUUCAUUGCUGGCUUCCUUGCCACGGGGAGGCGCAACAGGAGACAUGCCGCGGUGGCUGUUGCCCCAGGAGCAGCCAGUUCUGGGACUAAUGCCAGGCCAGGAAGUUUUGGCUGCUGUGCCCGCAUCAGGACGCGUCAGUUUUUUGCUUUACCAAUUAGCCUUGGCCAUAAAUUCAGGCGCGGGCCUGGAACCCCAGACGAUACAGGAAGUGGAAGUGGCUGUGGAGGAGGAGCACCAAGAGGAUGUGUACCAGGAGUGGAACACGGUCACGGAUCCCCACUGGCUGGCCGCAAUGGCAAAUGAGUAUCAGAAUGUGCCGGUAUACGAGACUUUUCCAGGGGACCUGCAGCACUGGCUGACGGAUAGCUACGGUCUGAGUGCCACGGAUGUGUACCGCAGCUGGAACAUGGCCCAGGCCAGGGGCGGAACGGGAAGUCCCACCCAAGUGAUCUGCUCCGCCGAUGGACAGUGCUAUCAAGUGAGCCAAAUCGUCACCGCCUGCUGUCCUUUUUGAGUUGAGCUCUUAA
Messenger RNA from Drosophila persimilis, 587 nucleotides. RefSeq lists its product as uncharacterized. Lineage: Eukaryota; Metazoa; Arthropoda; Insecta; Diptera; Drosophilidae. The transcript has 3 exons. The record is from RefSeq and is a predicted model, not a curated record. The coding region runs from base 2 to 574 and encodes 190 amino acids.